This is a messenger RNA of Selaginella moellendorffii, 959 nucleotides long. RefSeq names its product CASP-like protein 5A2. The record is from RefSeq and is a predicted model, not a curated record. Bases 205 to 738 code for a protein of 177 amino acids. Gene Ontology annotation, cellular component: membrane. NCBI's taxonomy places the organism in Eukaryota, Viridiplantae, Streptophyta, Lycopodiopsida, Selaginellales, Selaginellaceae. The transcript is spliced from 3 exons.
UCGAACCCGUAAACGACAGGGCGUGGUGCGUUGGACUCGAGCCGUGAAUCGCACUCGUCGUGAGGGGUGUCGCCACGCACAGAUCGCUCCACCGGCGCUGGCGGCGCGCAUUCCAUUCGCUCUUCCCCGCCAGGUAUUGGGCACACACUCGGGUAGCUAGCGAGUGCCAGGGGCGCGGCGCGAUUGGUUCGCGCAGGCCGAGCGAUGGAUGCUAGCCACACCGCGGUGCAUCCGUUUGGGAUAUAUCCUGGCGGGGGUGCCAAUCUUCCACAGCACCGGAUGAGGAUUAAGGAGCUCCAGGGCAUGCCCGGCACUGUUGGAGGACUCGCAUUGCGCGUCGGCCAAGUUGGAUUCGCCGCCUGCGCCUUCAGCGUCAUGAUCCGCGUCAAGGAUUUCUCCACCAUCACCGCCUUCUGCUAUCUCGUCGCUUCCAUGGUUCUACAGUUCGUGUGGAGUUUAACGCUCGCUCUCGUGGAUCUCUCCGUCCUGCUCAAGCGCACCAGCCUGCGAAACUCCGUGUUUCUCAGCCUUUGCGUGGUCGGCGACUGGAUUACUGCGACUCUAACUUUCGCUGCUGCCUGUGCAUCGUCUGGAAUCGCAGUUCUCAUCGAUCGAGACCUCAAAGCUUGCGGGAAUCAGUGCGCCAAGUACGAGACUGCCGCUGCCAUGACGUUCCUCACUUGGCUCAUGGUCUCGCCAUCGUUCUUCUUCGCGUUUUGGCUUCUGGCUACCCGGUAAACGAGAAGAAAAAAAAGAAACGAAAAAAGAGAAAGCUCUCACUCUCUCUUGACUUUCGAGCUUCGUUUUGGCUUUUUUUUUUGGUUUUGUUCUUUGAUGUACAUGCUAAAAUCAUCCUCCGAUUCGAUCGGCCGCGAGUUUUUUUGCUCGGCUGGUGCAAAGAAUCGAAGUUUACUUUCUCUCUUUCCAUGAAACAAAAAAAAUGGAGAUCAUGACCACCA